Molecule: messenger RNA, 2517 nt
Organism: Closterium sp. NIES-65
Lineage: Eukaryota; Viridiplantae; Streptophyta; Zygnematophyceae; Desmidiales; Closteriaceae
Source: the annotation of a GenBank genome assembly
AUGCCGCUAUCCGACGAGCACUGGCGGCGGUUCGGCCCGCUAGCGGCGGGCGCGCUGUUCGGUGCGGCGUGGUGGAUAUGGGUGGACGCCGUCGUGUGCAAUUCCUCCACCGUGCCCUUCCUGCACUACGUCCCAGGUACCGCCUCCCCUGCCGCACUGCGUCCCAGGAACCGCACCCCCCUGCCGCGCUACGUCCCAGGAACCGCACCCCCCUGCCGCGCUACGUCCCAGGUACCGCCUCCCCCUGCCGCGCUACGUCCCAGGUACUGCCUCCCCCUGCUGCGCAACGUGACUGCAUCCAAUUCCACAUUCCCUUUUCCCACCAGCCCGUCUUUUCCCCGUUCCUCUUUUGGUCCCCCGCCCUCCGCAACCAUGGGGUUCGUUACAGGCAUAUUCGCUACAGUGGCGGUGAUGUUCGCCGCCGUGCACCGCGACGAGCUUGGAGACGCCUCAAAAGUUUCCUCCCUUUACCCCUAUCGCCUCGUUACAGGCAUAUUCGCUACAGUGGCGGCGAUGAUGUUUAACGCUGUGCACCGCGACGAGCUGCAUGACUACUCGCCCUACGACGACGGCGCCGGCUGCAGGUCCCCUCCUACCCCGCCCUGCCCUGGUCCCCUCGCCUCCUGCGCUCCUCCUCACCCUGCCGCCCACUCCGCUGCCCUCUCUGCACCAUGCUCUCUCUCCCACUCUUCCCCUCCUCUCCUUGUGCUUUCAUUUCCCGGCCCUGCACCGCUCACCCACGCUCCUUCCUCCUCCCCCCCUUCUCAAGCGACUCUGGCCCCAAUCUGGCAUCACACCACAAGUGCAAAUCGUUCUCCCCCGUCCCCCUCCCCCACCGCCCUCCCCCUCCGCUUCCCCCGCCCGAGCAGGUCGCGCACGUGGCUGUUCCUGGCGUACGUCAUCGCCUUUGCAUCGCUGGCGGGGGCGGCGGGGAUGCUCAUAAAGGACGCGUCGCCGCCCAGCACGUCCUCGUGGCCCGGCGCUGCCGGCGUCUUCCAGUGCGCCUUCAUCAUCGCCAGGUGUGCGCCUUCAUCAUCGCCAGGUGUGCGCCUUCAUCAUCGCCAGGUGUGCGCCUUCAUCAUCGCCAGGUGUGCGCCUUCAUCAUCGCCAGGUGUGCGCCUUCAUCAUCGCCAGGUGUGCGCCUUCAUCAUCGCCAGGUGUGCGCCUUCAUCAUCGCCAGGUGUGCGCCUUCAUCAUCGCCAGGUGUGCGCCUUCAUCAUCGCCAGGUGUGCGCCUUCAUCAUCGCCAGGUGUGCGCCUUCAUCAUCGCCAGGUGUGCGCCUUCAUCAUCGCCAGGUGUGCGCCUUCAUCAUCGCCAGGUGUGCGCCUUCAUCAUCGCCAGGUGUGCGCCUUCAUCAUCGCCAGGUGUGCGCCUUCAUCAUCGCCAGGUGCGCCUUCAUCAUCGCCAGGUGUGCGCCUUCAUCAUCGCCAGGUGCGCCUUCAUCAUCGCCAGGUGCGCCUUCAUCAUCGCCAGGUGCGCCUUCAUCAUCGCCAGGUGCGCACGCUGUCAUCUGCCUGUCAGCAUCGCCAGGUGCGUGCGUGUGUGCUGCCAGGUGCGUGUGUGCUGCCAGGUGCGUAUGUGCUGCCAGGUGCGUGUGUGCUGCCAGGUGCGUGUGUGCUGCCAGGUGCAUGCGUGCUGCCAGGUGCGUGUGUGCUGCCAGGGGCCUGUCAUGGCUCUCCCCUCCUGUCCUAUCGCCCUCUCUCUCGCCCCUCCAUUCCCGUCGCGCUCUCUCUCUCCGCGCCCUUCUCAUCGCCCUCUCUCUCGCCCCUCUCAUCUCGUCGCGCUCUCUCUAUCCGCGCCCUUCCCGUCGCCUCCCUUCCCAUCGCGCUCUCUCUCUCCCCUCCCUUCCCGUCGCCCUCUCUCUCGCCCCUCCCUUCCCAUCGCGCUCUCUCUCUCCGCGCCCUUCUCGUCGCCCUCUCUCUCGCCCCUCUCAUCUCGUCGCGCUCUCUCUAUCCGCGCCCUUCCCGUCGCCUCCCUUCCCACCGCCCUCUCUCUCUCCCCUCCCUUCCCGUCGCCCUCUCUCUCCCCCCUCCCUUCCCAUCGCGCUCUCUCUCUCUCCGCUCCCUUCCCGUCGCCCUCUCUCUCGCCCCUCCCUUCCCGUCGUGCUCUCUCUCUCUCCGCGCCCUUCCCGUCGCCCUCUCUCCCGUCGCCUUCUCUCCCAUCGCCCUCGCUCUCUUCUUCGCUCUGUCCCGGCGUUAUAUAUAUGCUUGCCUUCCGGCGAAGUGCUCUUUCGCCUCUCGCGCGAUCGUUACGGUUCCUGUCACUGUCGGCACCACGAAACGCUCUCGAGUAGUCGCCAUCGCGCUCCUCUCUACCCGCGCCAUCGCCCCUCCCUUCCCUUCCCCACGAUAUUGCCAUCAGCCUUUCCUUUCGAUCAGCGUACCUUUAUUCCAUCCCGUCUCGUCGCCCUCAAGAACUCCCCUACCUUCGCGUCUUCUUGUUGUUCUCCCAUCCCCUUUCUUCGCCCUCGGUGUCUCCGCUCCCCUCCCGUCUUUCUUCCUCUCUCCGCACCCCUAA